AUGUCGCGGAAUCCAAACGACAAGUCAUCGAGCUACUCCUCACAAGGCACAACGACGACUUCAGCACGACCGCCAGCGCGAAGAGGGCCAUCAGGGGCAUGGAGCAGAUUCAGACCAGCGGUGACAGACCCUCUCGAAGUGUACGGCUUGCCGUCGAAGGGCGAGACGAGACUCCAUGACUACAAGGCUCAGGAGAACUACUACACCAAGAUCGUCGAGCGAUACAUGAAGUUCUGUGCUUCGACUGGAGGAGGUGAAGGGCUUGAAAGAGCGUUUGCAGAGCUAUCAGUGGACGAUGCUCCUCCUUCACGUCCUGCCGAACCUUCCACCGAAGCACGCCCCGGCCUCCCCCACCGCGGCUCCAGCACCGAACGACCCAACGACAUGCCAACCAUCCUGCUUGCUAUGAGGAAGCUGAGAGAAGGGAUCCUCGGCUCUCGACGACGGGAUCAAUUUGCCCAGCGAGCUUACAUGUUCAUCAUCCACGCCUGCAUUCUGACCAAGCACUGGGAGUCUUACCAGCCGGCUUUGCUAUAUCUGCUUUACUCGAUUCAUCCAUGCACGCCGCUCUCAACUCCAGAAGUACAGGAGUUCGUCGGCUACCACAUCCUGGAUCUUGGGUGCCGGCAGUAUGAGCUGGUGGACGCUUUGACUGUGAAGCUGGAGUUCCGGCAUCGGGAUCGCAAGGUCAACGUCGUGUUGAAGUCGCUGGUGCACGAUGACUGGGUGCGCUUCUGGAGGACUCGGCGGGCUGUCGAUGGGUAUCAGAGAGCGAUCAUGGAGUUUGCCUCGGAGCGAAUGCGUCUGCACGCUCUGAAGUGCGUUGGCAAAAGCUACCUCAAUGCCGACAAAGCUUUCAUCGAGCGGACUGGCGAUGCGCGGUGGGAAGACCUUGUCAAGGGUGGUGUUGGGUGGCAGCUGCAAGAGAACGGCAAUGUUGUUAUCCGGAAGCCGAAGCCGAAGUGA
Saxophila tyrrhenica is the source of this 966-nucleotide messenger RNA. RefSeq lists its product as uncharacterized. The transcript has 2 exons. Bases 1 to 966 code for a protein of 321 amino acids. The record is from RefSeq and is a predicted model, not a curated record. NCBI's taxonomy places the organism in Eukaryota, Fungi, Ascomycota, Dothideomycetes, Mycosphaerellales, Extremaceae.